UACCUGGAUGCAAUUCUACCAUGUGUUUUGCCGUCUUUACACGUCUAUUUUCUUCUCUUUCACAGAUUGUGUACUGCUCUUUAUCUGAGUUCCAGAAGGCUGUGUACCAGACAGUGCUAAUGACUCAAGACGUUAACUUGGUUCUGCGGGGAGGUGAAAAAUGUAGCUGUAGCAGCGGCCAGAGGCGAAGGAAAUGUUGCUAUAAAGAGAACGAGCAUGGUGAAAGUGUGAGGACAAUGUAUUUUAGUUAUUUGGCAAUCCUUCGAAAAGUUGCGAACCACGCAGCUCUCCUGCAAACAGAUACUAGCAAGAAGCAGGAAGCGCAUAUUAAAAGAAUUUGUGCUGAAGUGUUUUCCAAGUUUCCAGAAUUUAUGCAGCAGAGCAAAGAUGCUGCGUUUGAGACCAUCUCUGAUCCAAAGUACAGUGGGAAAAUGAAGGUCCUUCAGCAGCUUCUAAAUCACUCCAGACAAAACAAGGAUAAGGUUCUUCUUUUCUCCUUUUCGACAAAGUUACUCGAUGUUUUGGAGAGAUAUUGCAUGGCUUCAGGGCUUGAUUAUCGAAGACUUGAUGGAAGCACCAAGGCGGAAGAUAGACUAAAAAUAGUAAAAGAAUUCAACAGUACCCAAGAUGUGAACAUUUGUUUGGUUUCUACAAUGGCGGGAGGACUUGGGCUGAAUUUUGUUGGUGCCAAUGUAGUUGUGGUCUUCGAUCCAACAUGGAAUCCAGCCAAUGACCUUCAGGCUAUUGAUAGAGCCUACCGAAUUGGACAAUGCAGGGAUGUGAAAGUGUUCCGGCUUAUAUCAUUAGGCACAGUGGAGGAGAUGAUAUACUUAAGGCAGGUUUACAAACAGCAACUUCACUGCGUCGUGGUAGGAAGUGAGAAUGCCAAGCGUUAUUUUGAAGCUGUGCAAGGAUCAAAGGAACAUAAGGGAGAACUAUUUGGUGUCCAUAACCUGUUCAAAUUAAGAACCCAUGGGACCUGUUUAACGAGAGAUAUUUUAGAGCGAGAAGGUAAAGUUGAAGCUGGGAUCAUGAGUGCCGCCAUGUAUCUAAGUCAAGGAAAGAGCGAAACACCAACGGAUACUGACAGCGAGGAGAAUAUAACACAUGUGAAACAUGGCCAACAACUCCAGAAUGAAAUGUUUGACUUCAGCAGUGAUAGUGACGAAGAAGUAAAAGGAAGAUCAAAGUUGAAAUCCUUGAAAAGUCCUGAUAUUGCUGACAGUCGUAGACAGCUCAUAUUACAACAGUUUGGGUUUUCCAGAAUGCUCGAGAAAGUUCCCCGAGCCCGAAGCAUGAACCCUGACCUUUCAGGAAGUAGUAUCAACAAUGCACACAAUGACUGCAAUGUUAACAAGAAGAAUGCAUUGGUCCUUCAGGAAAACAGUAAAAGCCCCGUGUAUAGAAGACAGUCAAAAAGAGUGACUACCCCAGAAUGGAACAUUUCUUCGGAUUCUGAAGAUGACACAUACACAAUAAGAAAAAAUAAACAUCAAACUUCAAAAGAGGCUAAUGAUGCCCAGGAGACUGAGAGCAGCUCAUGUGAGAGUGAUGAUGUCAUCCGGUCCUCCCAGACACCAGAAGCAGAGAAGUUAGGUCUAAAAUUAAGGCACAUGGCAGAAUUUGAUAAACCUGGUACUAGUAAACAUCAAGUUACAGAUAGUAGUUGUGACAAUAUUAGUGAUGAGUCUGAUGACAUUAAAAUACCCAAUAAAAAAACCACGCCUGUACGACUGAGGCAGUCCAAGCAGAUUAGGACCCGAAAAGAUCAUUCUUUUCGAAAUUCAAGUGGUCCAGACAAAGAUUCCCAAACAAUAGAUUCAUUUUCAUCCUCUGAUGAUGAUCACCUGCACAACAAGAAGAUUCGUCUUAAUACCGGAGACCAAAGAGCUGGAAACUUCAAGGGCCAGAAACAAGUUCAUGCAAAGUUACAAAGAUUUACACACAGAAGUAGUGUGAAGCCACAGAAAAUGGACGAGGAUGCUGACAUUAAUAAAAAGAUUGUCAAAAAAAAGGUUGAUUCUGUGGACAGAGUGCUAGAUGGAGUUGAGGGUGUUGCUUAUAUCCAUUCCAACCAAAAUGUUGUUGGCUCGAGCAAAGCAGAGAAUCACAUGAGUCGAAGGGCCGUAAGAGAUGUCUUUGAGUUAAACCAGUUUUCCCAGCUCCCUGCUAAUAUUACGCCACCAGUCAACAAGAAAUGUGAACACAGCGCAAAAGAAGGAUUAUUACUACAAACAAAAGCGGAAGCUUCAAAAAGUGAUAACGUAUUGCGGUAUCCUGUUGUUCACAAACAAAGGAAAGUAUGCAGGACGGGUGAAGCCACUUUUCUAAUUGGAGAGACUCCCAAAGCAGUCCGAAGGAAGCAGUUUGAAGAAAUGGUGGCAUAUUUUCGCAUGGCUUCAGCAGAAGAAUUCGCUCAGCAUAUUAUCAAUGUGAAAUCAGAUGUGCGUCAGGAUAUGCUGAGAGAAUUUUAUACCAAACGAUACAAUGUAACUGAAGACUUUUAUCCUUCGCAAGCUCCUCUACCUGUAAAUGUUGAAAAGGAAAAAAUGCAGAAAAAAAGUUAUUCCAAAAAUGAGAUAACUAUAAAAAGAAAAAAACGUCUUUGUCUGUUACCAGACCGAAUCAACGAGUCUGUAUCUAGUAAGGUUAUGGAUCCACAUUGCACAAACGAUACUACAAAUGAUUGCACAACAAACACCAGACAUAUGGAUGGUUUAUCUAAAGCAAUUCAAGAAAAGAGCUCUUCUAAACACAGACCUGCUGCCAACUGUAUUCCAGAUAAUCUAGAUCUGGACGCUGUUUCUGAAUUAGUCAACGGGAAGAAGCCUCCUAAACAGUGUUAUGAAAAAGAAGGCAUAUCAAACGUUACAGGGUCAUCCACAAAGCUUCCAUCCAGCGCCAGCAAACCCUCCCCUGAAAACCAACCUGGAAAUAGAGUAACAGGUAAACAAAAAGUGGAGGCCGGCGGUUUAACAGACUUGCUAGGAGAUACCUCAAUACUGGAUGAUCUUUUUGCCAGCCAGACCAAGAGGCAGACAGAGGUCCCAGUAAGUCCAGAAUACGAAGAACCAGUGACCAAAGCAAAACAUCGUCCUAAAGACUUUUGGGAUAUACUCAAUGAGCAAAAUGAAGACAGUCUAAAUAAACUCACUGACUUGUCAGUCAUUGAAAAAGCAUGUGAAGUGAGAGCUUUAUCUCCAGUUAAUAAAAAAGACAAUUGGAAUAAUGCACUUUGGGUAAAGAAUGAAAAAUUUUUAUGGCGGAAGAAUGAUCCCGUUCAAGAUGUCAACUGUGGUUAUCCUGGAAAAUCAUCAGAUCCAUAAUAUUAUUCUUAAGUAAUAGUGUUAUAGUGAAAAUGAGAUUUUGUUUAUAAUGACAUUUUUUUUUAUUAGCAAAUAUAAUUUUUUUUAGAUGUUACGCUUUGGCUAAAAUAUUUAUAUUUGGUUUGUGUGAUGGACAUAAGUGCAGCUUUCUAUACAUGCUAAUUGUAUAUACAAUAUAUUUAUAUAUACACUAACAAUUAGAAUGUAUUAAAACACAAUUUAUUUAGCAGGAAACUUUCUCAGGCUUUACAUAAACCCAUUUUUUUUUCCACAGUCAGUAUAAUAAAAAUAGGUUUGGCUAGUAGUGAAAUGUAGGACACUGGAAUGUAUAUUAUUUAGUGCUUAGCCAUGCAUCUGCCAUAGUAGUAAGUGUGCCAGAUAAGUGCUUAUUUCCACAGUAUUUUCCCUUUGCUAUUAUUUUUGUCGAUAAUGACUAGAGAGCUGCUGUAUGCCACAGCAAAAAAAAUCACAUUUGUAAAGAGAAAAAUAUAUUUGCGUCCUGCAUUGAAAUAGAAUAUUCAGUUUUAAGUACUGUUUGAAAAAUGGUCUCCAGAUUUUUAAUAUUCAUUUAUCUUCAGGUAUGCUAACGGAGACAGAUUUGAGGAUAUUUUUUUACCCUAUGAUUUUAUGUAUGCCAAAUGCAUGCUCUAUUAUGCUAUUUUUUAAAAGAUUUCAAAUGAUUUUAUUUAAAAAAUUGUAAAAACUCAGUGUAACCUCCAAACUGAAGUAUAUUGUUUAACCCAGAACCAUCCUUGCCCUGGCCAUCUUGCUUGUACCUCGAAUAAUGAUAUUUU
Molecule: messenger RNA, 4120 nt
Organism: Spea bombifrons (plains spadefoot toad)
Lineage: Eukaryota; Metazoa; Chordata; Amphibia; Anura; Pelobatidae
Gene: ERCC6L2
Product: ERCC excision repair 6 like 2
Exons: 13
Coding region: 21-3326 (1101 amino acids)
Molecular function (GO): ATP binding; ATP-dependent chromatin remodeler activity
Source: RefSeq, a predicted model, not a curated record